UCUGCGAAAAUACAUAGCAGAACCGUUUCAGCAUUCUGGGUGUGCAGUUUGGCGCGUGGGGAAAUUUUUGCCAAUUUUUUAUUUGUUUAAAACAUAUUUAUAUUUAUUGCCCUGCCUGUGCUCAAUGUUUUCGAUUAUAUAAAACACUUUUUUUCUUUUUCGUAUUGUGUUUUAUUUGUGUAUUUUAUUAAUGUAAUUAAGUGCAAUGAAUUUAUCAAUAUCCACGCUUAUACUGCUAGUUGCUACCGGCGCUAUCAUUGGCACCAAUGCCAACACCACCACAGUUCCAGAGUCGUCGAUUUAUCGCCUAAAUUCACAUGUGCUGCCGAUCUCUUAUGACAUUUGGUUAAAACCAUAUCUUCUAGCCACGGAUGGUGAGCGCCGAUUCACCUUUGAUGGUGAAGUCAAUGUAACGUUAUACGCAACGCAAGCAAAUACAAGUGAAAUCACCCUGCAUGCGCAUCUGAUUAAUCUAGCCAACAUAUCACUGUACAACGAUAGCAAUGCGGAGGAGCUUCUACAAACGUUCACCUAUAGUGAUAUAGCGUACGAUGGAGACACACAUCAAUUGACAUUAAUUUUGAAAGAUCAGCUGACGUUGAAGAAUAAAUUUAGAUUGCGUCUUGCGUACACAGGGCAAAUACGCGACGGUAUGCAAGGAUUCUUUCGCGCCAAUUACACCGACCACGAGGGCAAUGAGAAAUGGAUUGGUGUAACACAAUCACAACGCAUCGAUGCUCGCACCAUCUUCCCUUGUUUUGAUGAGCCCGCUCUUAAAGCUAAAUUCAGCUUGCAAUUAAGUCGUCCGAAAAAUUACAGAACUGUUUUCAAUACGGAAUUGUUGGAAAGCAUACCGGAUGGUGAUGAUCGUAUGUUGGAUCGUUUUGCGGCGACGCCACCCAUGUCCACUUAUCUAGUCGCCUUCAUUGUUUCGGAAUUUGAAGAAUAUGGCAGUGAUGAACUGAAAAUAAUUACACGUGCAGAAUAUCAAAAUAAAACACACUUCGCAUACGAAGUAGCCGAACGAGCGAUCAAUGCUUACGAUGUGUACACGCAACAGCCCUAUAAAGAGUUGGGUUUGGAUGUUAUGCAAAUGGCAGGAUCGCCGAAAUUCCCACACAACGGAAUGGAGAAUUGGGGUUUAGUUAUUUAUACUGACGAUGUGCUCGUCAACGAACCUGACUACACCGACGGCUGGUCAAAUAAGGAAUACACGCUCAGCGUAAUAGUACAUGAAACGGCGCAUAUGUGGUUUGGUAAUAGUGUCACUUUUGCUUGGUGGAGCUAUUUCUGGUUAAAUGAGGCUUUCGCGCGGUAUUAUCAAUACUUUAUGGCACACCAGCUAUAUCCGGAAUACCAUUUAGAUCAACAAUUUGUAGUAAAUCAAAUACAUUUGAUAUUUGGCAUAGACGCUGUUGGUAGUACACAGCCGAUGACUAGUCCGGAAGAAAGUAUAAAUACUCCAUCGGAAAUUGGUUAUAAAUUCAGCAGUAUUGCUUAUGCAAAGGGCGCCGCCAUUAUACGUAUGAUUGCCAAUCUUAUGGGACUGGAUAACUUCGAUAACGCCAUUCGUGCUUAUCUCAAAGAAUAUUAUUUAAAAAAUACCACACCGGAAGAUCUUUUCAAGCAUUUAAAACAACACUGGCCGUCCUCCCAUCAGGUUGAUUUGGAUGCGUUUUUCCAUGACUGGACCGAACAGGUCGGCUUUCCAGUGCUCUUCGUGAACAUCAAUGAUAAGCAUGAAAUUGAACUUACUCAACAGCGAUUCAUACUUGGCCUAGGCGAUGGCAGUAACGACACACUCACUUAUACCAUACCCAUUACAUAUGCCACGAACGUGGAAUCCGAUUUUAAUAAUCUCACCGCACGUUUCUAUGUGCCGAAUAAUAUGAAUAAGACUUUCACUGUGGACAAACCUUUCAAGUGGAUCAUUUUUAAUCUACAACAAUCCAAUUACUAUCGCGUCUUCUAUGACAUGACGACCUUAAAACACAUCAAAACCGCGCUCUCAAUGAAACAGCACGACGGCAUUCCACCCACAAAUCGCGCCCAGCUGAUCGAUGAUUCAUUCAACUUUGCACGCAUUGCUAUGAUGGACUAUGAUGAAGUGUUCCAAUUUUUGGAAUAUAUAGAAAACGAUACGGAUUAUUUGCCUUGGUAUGCAACAUUUUCAAAUAUGCAAUUUGUCGCACAGCGAUUGACGCUGCAACAACAGAGUUUAUUUGUUAAAUACUUGGACGACAUUAUGACCAAAAUCUAUACACAUUUAGGGUUUACACGCUCAAAUGAAACGGUACUCGAUAUUUAUAAUAGAAAUAAGGUCGUUAGUUGGGCUUGUAAAUAUCAUUUGUUCAAGUGCGGCGGCCAAGCACAAGAGUUCUUCAACACUUCCAUAAAGGUCGGCAAUAAACCGACACCAGAUUUUCGAGAAACCCUCUAUUGCAGUGCGACAAGAGAUGGCGCAUUUUUCUAUUACCAAACGCUGAAUGAGUGGUUUGAGAAGGAGAAACUGAAUAGUGAGAAGAAGAAGCUUAUAUACGCAAUGGGUUGUACACGAUAUUUCUACGCUUAUCACUAUGCCAGGAUACUAAAUGGUGACAUACCAAGUGACUAUGCAGCAGCAGGUAUAACACCAAUGUAUGCGGAGAAUCCAGAAAAUGUGGAGCCUGUAUUCAUUAUGAUAACCAAUACCAGUGAGCGGCUUGCGGAAAGGAUCGGAUGGCCAAGUGUAGCUAAUGUCAUUAAAGACAUCGCAAAUUACUUAACCACGCCAGAGCAAAAACAAAUAUUGGACGAUUUUGUCACGGAGAAAGGGGAAUAUUUUGGCAACUCCUUUUCGACUCUUCAAAUUGCCACCGCUACUGUGGAAUUGAAUUUAGAGUGGGCGAAGCUACGUUUGCCAAAACUUAUACAUUACUUUGAAAAACGGAAUUCAGCUGGAAGAAAAAGUGUAACUGUGAUUUUGCUCAUAUUUGUUUGUAUUAUACAAUGGUUCCUCUAAGAGUU
Messenger RNA from Ceratitis capitata (Mediterranean fruit fly), 3006 nucleotides. Its product is annotated as aminopeptidase N. Gene Ontology annotation, biological process: peptide catabolic process; proteolysis. The record is from RefSeq and is a predicted model, not a curated record. Gene Ontology annotation, cellular component: cytoplasm. Gene Ontology annotation, molecular function: metalloaminopeptidase activity; peptide binding; zinc ion binding. The transcript is spliced from 7 exons. The coding region runs from base 206 to 3001 and encodes 931 amino acids. NCBI's taxonomy places the organism in Eukaryota, Metazoa, Arthropoda, Insecta, Diptera, Tephritidae.